AUGAGUUGUGAUUCCUCUUUCUUUUUUAGUGAUUCUAACCUAGAAGAGAAGUGUCAAUUAGCUAAUUCAUUAUGUGCUCAAAAUUAAAUAUUCAUAAACUAUUACUCAAUUAUCUAUUGCCAGCUGAAUGGACAUUGGGCCUUUUUUAUUGCAAUAGCAAUAUUAGUUGUUCUAAUAAUAUUCAGGUUUGUUUAAUGUUUAUUUAUUCAUAUAGAUUUAUGAGUACAUUAGUAAUGCUAUAUUUGACGCCUGCUAUUGAAUUUAUUACUGAUAAAUUGAAUAUUUCCUAAUCUUUGAGUGCAGUCACUUUGUUGGCUCUUGCUAAUGGGUAUCAUUUAAUUAAUAUAUAAAAGAGCAGGAGAUGUUGUAACUGCUAUUGUAGCCACAGAAACUUUAGAUGGUAUAAGCUAUAACAUUGGUUCUCUAUAUGGAGCAGGCUUUUUUGUAGCCACCUUAGUUGUUUCAAUUACCAUCAUUAAUUCUUAAACUUAUAUUGUCAUGAAAUCUUAUUUUAUUUGGAGGGACAUUUUGUUUUACAUAUUUGCGACCAUUGUUGUAAUCAUUUAUGGAAUCAUUGGCGAACUUUCCUUAAUAGAUUCGUCAUUCUUAUUGAUUAUUUAUUUUAUACUAAUCAUUGUUGUAAUCUUCCAAGAUAAAUUUUCAAGUAACAAUAUAUUUUAUACUUAAUAGGUAAAUCUAAAAAGUAAUUUGAUGAACUUUUAAUCGAUAAUCCUCUCGAUCCUAAUGAAACUCAAGAGAGUGAACAGAUUUAACAACAAUCAUAAAAUUUACAUCUGGAUUCAAUUAAUAAUUAAUAAUCAUGUGCUGAUAAAUCAUUCUGUGUAGUCGAUGUUCCAUUUAGAUUCAUCUUAAAAUAUAGUAUACCACCUUCUACUCAAGUUAAUAAAUACAUCUUAAUAUUUACAAUCUUCCCAAGUCUUUCCUUCAUAUACUUUGUAUUGGGAUCCAAUAAUUACGAUCCAUACGCUUAUUUAUACAUAUCCUCAAUCUCCAUGAUAUUAGCUAUCAUAAUUUAUACUUCAUAUCCAUAAGGCAACGUAAUAAUCAACUUUUUCAUAGGAUUUACCAAAUUACUACCUCUACAUUUAGAUUUACAUCACUAUAGUAUCCUUGGUCUGGAUAUAUUGUUUGAGUGGCAUUCUGAUAGACACUCUCACUUUUUUUGGGAUGCUUACUAAUUUAUCCAAUUCUUAUUUAGGUAUGACAAUAAUAGCUAUGGGAAAUGCUCUACCAGAUGGAAUAGUUACUAUGACCUUAGCCAAAUAAGGAUAUGCUGUUAUGGGAAUUACAGGAGCGUAUUAAACUACAUGAUAUAUAGAUAUUUUGGCUAAAUUUUUGGCCUGUUGGUUGGUCUUGGAAUAUCUUUAAUAAAAACUAAUUUAAAAACAGGAGCCAGUGUAAAAUUUGAUUUGUUCAAUUAAGAUUUAAUGCAGCAAAAUUUAGUAAAAAUAAAAUUAAUUAUCUUAGAUAAUGAUAAUUAUAAUUUUCUCCACUCUUUUUGUAUUAAUAAUCACUUUUUUCUAUGGUAUACUAAAAAAGUAUCAUUUCGCAAGAGAUCUUUCAGUUUUACUCAUAUUGAUAUAUGUAUUAGUAUUGAGUUCAAUUACUAUCAUUGCUAUUUAUGAAGCUGUGUGA
This is a messenger RNA of Paramecium sonneborni, 1656 nucleotides long. Lineage: Eukaryota; Ciliophora; Oligohymenophorea; Peniculida; Parameciidae. The record is from the annotation of a GenBank genome assembly.